AUGACACCUGACGAUGUUGACUUUGAGUUUGUAGCAGCGGCAAUCUUUGCAUUAGCAAGCGAUAGCCGAAUAAGGAGUGAGAACAGGAAACAUCUUUACGUCGCUCAUGAAUACUUUAAGGAACAUGCAGAUGCAUGUGCAUCGUCAGAAGACGAUGCUGCAGCAGAUGACAGCAGUGCUGCUGCUGCUGCUGCUGGUUCCCGUACAAUAGGCUCCUUUACCAUAAGGAGGUUUGCUGAUUUGCUGCUGCAGCGCGUAGUAGGUGAAUUCACUAAGGAGAAGCAGCAGCAGCUGCAGCACAAACCCUGUGAUUCUAUGCUGGAGUAUCCGCAGCAAAAGAAAAGAUCUUUUAUUUCUGUUUUAGAUAUUCCUGACAAUAUGCAUGCAGCAGCAGAUUUGGGGCUUUCUGCUGCUGCUGAUGCUGCUGCACCAGCAGCAGAAAUAGAUGAAGAUGCAGUGACACCCCAUGAGUCAAAAAAGAGCAAAAAGAAGCAGCGCAUGCUGCAGCAGCUGCAGCAGCAACAACAGCAGCAGCAGCAGCGUGAGACAUCUAUAGAGGAAGAAACAAUGAUAAAGAAAGCAGCAAAAGAAAAAACAAAGAAAGUUUUUGCUGCUGCUGCUGCUGCUGCUAUAAACAACAAUAAAAGAGAAGACGAUUUCGCUAAUACAUCUAAUGGCUUACGUCUGCCUAUCCGCAGCAGCAGUGCAGACAAGGAUAGCAGCAGCAGCUGCAGCAACAGCAGCUGCAACAGCAGCAGCAGCUGCAACAGCAGCAGCUCUUUAGUAGAGGAGGAAGAUAUAACAGAAGGAGCUACACCCGCAGGAAGCUCCGCAUCUUUAGAGGCAAAAAAAAUAAAGAAAAAGAAGAAGGCAGAGGCAGCAGCAGCAGCAGCAGCUGCUGCUGCUGCUGCAACAACAGCAGCAACAACAGCAGAUGAUGCUGAUGUUGGUGUAGCAUCAGCUGCUUCUAGUGCACCUGUACCUGCACCAGGUGAAGAAGGAUCUGCUGCUGCUCCUUCUCCUGCUGCUGCAGCAGCACCAGCUGCUGCUUCUGCUGCUGCUGCGGAUACACCGCAGCAAGAAGGAGGACCUUUACAGCGUAGAAGAAGUAUUCGUGUAUCUGAAUCAUCUACUCCUCCUAGUAAGAGGCUUUCUCCCGUCAUGCGCCAUCUGUAG
This is a messenger RNA of Eimeria maxima, 1176 nucleotides long. RefSeq names its product Nucleolar protein,Nop52 domain containing protein, putative. Lineage: Eukaryota; Apicomplexa; Conoidasida; Eucoccidiorida; Eimeriidae. The transcript has 4 exons. Bases 1 to 1176 code for a protein of 391 amino acids. The record is from RefSeq and is a predicted model, not a curated record.